Messenger RNA from Anneissia japonica, 544 nucleotides. RefSeq names its product 60S ribosomal protein L14-like. The coding region runs from base 56 to 472 and encodes 138 amino acids. Gene Ontology annotation, biological process: ribosomal large subunit biogenesis; translation. Gene Ontology annotation, molecular function: RNA binding; structural constituent of ribosome. The transcript has 4 exons. The record is from RefSeq and is a predicted model, not a curated record. Gene Ontology annotation, cellular component: cytosolic large ribosomal subunit; ribosome. Lineage: Eukaryota; Metazoa; Echinodermata; Crinoidea; Comatulida; Comatulidae.
UUCCCAUCGCCCGUUUUACCGGAAGUCACUCUUUUCGGCCUAAAUACGUGCAAGCAUGGUGUACAAGAGACUAGUCCAGAUUGGCCGUGUGGCUUACAUAAAUCACGGAGAGGAAGGUGGCAAGUUGUGCGUUAUCGUGGAUGUGAUUGAUGGUGCCAGAGCACUUGUAGACGGCCCAUGUUCAAAUGUGAAACGUCAGGCCCUCAGCUUCAAACUACUCCGUCUCACGGACAUAGUCGUCAAAAUCCCUCACUCUGCCAGGACAGGAACUGUCAAAAAAGCAUGGGAUAAAGAGGAGGUGCAGAAGAAAUGGGAGGCCACUGUCUGGGCACAGAAAAUUGCAGCCAAGAAAAGGCGUACUGAGCUCACAGACUUUGAAAGGUUUAAGCUGAUGAAGGCUAAACAAACGCGUUCGCGAAUCAUCAACCGUGAAUUCAACAAACUGAAGAAAGCUGCAGGGGCUGCCAAGUAAUAUUUCUGUAGGCUUCUCGUUUUGUCGAAUAUAAUUUGGUCAAAAAUAAAAGUUAUGUAAAAUAUCUUUAAA